Messenger RNA from Rhodamnia argentea, 2237 nucleotides. Its product is annotated as BAG family molecular chaperone regulator 3. The record is from RefSeq and is a predicted model, not a curated record. The transcript has 4 exons. The coding region runs from base 855 to 1964 and encodes 369 amino acids. Gene Ontology annotation, cellular component: cytoplasm. Gene Ontology annotation, molecular function: adenyl-nucleotide exchange factor activity; protein-folding chaperone binding. NCBI's taxonomy places the organism in Eukaryota, Viridiplantae, Streptophyta, Magnoliopsida, Myrtales, Myrtaceae. Gene Ontology annotation, biological process: protein stabilization.
CCUGUUGCCUGUUAGUUUAUUCUUUUCUCCUCUCUUUGCUUGUUUAUGUCAAAUAUAAAAUUCGAUGUGUUGACGUGAGAACGCGUAAUUAGUACAUAAUUACACGGCAGGUUGAUUUAUAUAGACAAAUAUCGGAGCUCUAGUCGCAGCAAAUGCCCGGAUAGCUGUCCACUCGUUUGUUGGCCCCUUUAAAAUUUCUCCUUGUGCCACUCUCUCUCUCUCUCUCUCUCUCUCUCUCCUCGUCUUCCUCGAGUUUUCCAGAACAGAGAGAGACCGGGUGGGGAAUAUUAGGGAGGGAGAUUCUAUUUCUCCAUCAUUUGGGUUCGGCAUCUGCUAUCCCAAAUAGUUUUCCGGGGCCGGAAGCGGGGUAGAGGAUCGUCACUUCGUUGUUCUCUGCUCUGAAGUAUUUUUCCCGGAAAAAUUUCAGGGCUCUCUGCUGCUUUGCUCUGUCUCUUCUGACUUGAACUGAGAUCCGGGCUUUCGACUCCACAGGUCAAGCUCUGGUAAGCCCUCGGUCUCUUUUGGCCUCUCCGUAGUAUUCUUGAGGGAGAAAAGCUUUCUGGGCACCGAUUCUUUUUCUGGGUGAAACGCCAUUGGUUCUGCAAAGAGAAAAGGGAAAGUUUGAAGCUUUGUCUCAGAAAGGAAUCGUUUGCUUUCUCUCUCUCUCCUCCCCAAUUCUUUUCUCCGCGCGAUAUUAGGCUCGCUUGAUGCUGGAGUUUAGCAAAGCAGAGUGUAGCGACAUAUGAGUCUCUGCAAAUUUUGACUCGGGUAGUCAAACAUCAGUGCUUGAGAUCUGAGCCCCUGUCCAAUUCAAGGUCUUUUCUCGGAAGUUUUCGAGCCGGGUGUGGAGAAACAUGAUGAGAACAAAGGCUAAAAUGACAGAGCUGUCAACCAUGAAUGGGAGCGCCGCAGGCGGUAAUGUGAGCAGAGUUGGGGAGGCAGGGGACGAGUGGGAGGUGAGACCCGGAGGAAUGCUGGUCCAGAAGCGGAACGCAGGCACGGAUCGUAGCUCUGCACCGCCGCCACCGACGAUUCGCGUUAGGGUUAAGCACGGGUCAACGUACCACGAGAUCGGCAUUAACUCGCAGGCCUCAUUUGGGGAGUUGAAGAAAAUGUUGACCGGGCCAACAGGACUGCACCAUCAAGAUCAGAAACUGAUAUUCAAAGACAAAGAGAGGGACUCCAAUGCAUUCCUCGACAUCGUCGGGGUGAAGGACCGGUCGAAGAUCGUGCUCGUUGAGGACCCAAUCAGCCAGGAGAAGCGGCUCCUCGAGAUGCGCAGGAAUGCGAAAAUGGAGAAGGCGUCCAAGUCCAUAUCCGAAAUCAGCUUGCAAGUCGAUAGACUCGCGGGCAUGGUUUCGGCCAUGGAAUCAGUGAUUUCCAGAGGAGGAAAGAUACCUGAAACGGAGGUGUUGGCUUUAAUUGAGUCGUUGAUGAAUCAGUUGCUCAAGUUGGAUGGCAUUAUUGCUGAUGGGGAUGCGAAAUUGCAGAGGAAAAUGCAGGUGAAGAGAGUUCAGAAAUAUGUGGAAACCCUAGACCUUUUGAAGGUCAAGAACUCCACGCAGACCAGCAAUGGAGGCCAAGGUCAAGCCCCGGAGGAGAACAAGGAUGCCCACGCAAACUGGGUGAAAACGACGGCGUCCCAGCAUCCACAGCAGAAGCAGCAUCCAAAUGGGCAUUCUCAUCCUCAUUCUCCUUCUCAUUCCCAGCCUCAAGUGAACCGCCAUUAUCAUCACAGUGAUCGCCAUCAGAACCGGAACAAGAAGCAAGGAGGAGGAGGAGGUGAAGAGGAUGAAGACUCGAGAGGAUCAACAUCAGGGACAGUUGUGACUACGAAUUGGGAGACAUUUGAUGCAGCCCCACCAUUGGUGCCAGCUCUUGCUUCGUCCACAUCCACCACCUCUCCAGCCGCCAUUAAUAAUAAGCCAGUCCAGCCAAGAUUCAACUGGGAAUUAUUUGAGUAAGCUAUUAUAAGUUUGGCCCCCCACCCAAAAAAAAAAAAAAAAAAAAUUGUUUUUGCAAUUUUUGAGUGUGGAUCACCAUAUCUGGGUUUGUUCUCGUCAUUUGGUUUUUACAUUCUUUCUUGUACUUAGAUUUAUUCCGACACCCCCUCCAUAAAAAUUUCUGAAGGAUUAUUCAAUCCACUCAGUGUCAGAAAAAAAAAAUAAAUGGGAGGGGGGUGCUGUUAUAUACGACCGGCCAGCGACCAUUAUCAUCAAUGUGCCAUAAGAUUUUCA